Molecule: messenger RNA, 4953 nt
Organism: Oncorhynchus mykiss (rainbow trout)
Lineage: Eukaryota; Metazoa; Chordata; Actinopteri; Salmoniformes; Salmonidae
Source: RefSeq, a predicted model, not a curated record
GAAACGAUACAAACGACAACAUCAUACAAACGGUUUCCACAGGUCCUUAAGUCUUAAGGCCUUAAUGUGGAUAAAUUAUUUUGUCUUAAAUACAUUUUUUCAAAGGUCUUAACUAAAAAUAGGUAGACUGGGAGAUGGACUACUUUUUAUUAUCUUCUGUUUGCAUUGUGCACAGGGGAUGUAAAGAAUGGUUGAAAGGAUAGUGAUAUACUACAAUGGAAGGAACACAGUUUAGCUUGAGCCAGAGAUUGGCUGUGGUAACGGAGGUCGACUUGAAACUAUGGUAGACAGUUAACGUUAGUCUGCAACUACCAUAGGGAAAGUGCAAAUUCAACAAGAACUGGUUGGAGAACAGCCACUUUGCUUUGUGGUUAAAAUCAGUUGAAGGGAAUCAACACGAAGCCCGCUGUGUCUUUUGAAAGAAGUCCUUCAAAUUUGGCACUAAGGGAAUUAAAGCUGUAGAAUCCCAUAUGCUGUGUGAAAAACACAGAACCGCUGUGGAAAGCCACCAAACGGCCAGCAUUUCUCAGUUCUGUUCAGUUGUCUCCGUCUCAGUACCACAUACGACAGUCCAAGUACAGCCAGUAACGUUACCACUGCUCCAACAACUUCGUUGCUGGGAACCACAUCAAGCGAUCUCCGAACAAAGUUUGGCUCUAUGCCCACACUAAAAGUGGAGGUGUGAGCACCAGUCCUAUGCCAAUUAGGGACUUGAAGUGGUCUUUCAGGCGAUGUUCUCUGGCUCAGAAAUCACCAAGACAUGUAAAUGCAGGAAGGACAAAACCGCCUACAUCACACAAUUUGAGAUUAGCUUGUUUUUUUUUAUUUAAGGGACCAAUGUCCAAUGUGAACAAGGGCACGUUUGGUUUGACGAAAGCUUCAACCAAAAGACAAAGUAAAAAACUGGACCUGCACGUAUGCUAUUGAAAGGAAUCACAUUCAGUCAAGGUACCUGGGGUCGCAGUUCAUUGGAUUGAGAACUUGCCUGUGGUGGAGAGGGCUAUAGAAGUAUAGCCAUCACUGGUGAAGUACAGUAUGUGGAUGCGGUGAGACCCUAGAAGCUCCCAACCCCUGGAACAGGGUCGUUUGACACCAUAGAACCCAGCAAGAUCAGCUCAUCUUGGCCAAACAGCUGUUUUUCAUGGCUGUCUCCAGGACUUUCAGUCCCUUUUUGACCAAGUACCAGACUGACGAGCCCAUGAUGCCAUUCCUCCUCAAAGACUUGGCUGAGUUGAUCAAGGUAAUGAUUUAAAUUCUAGUACUGCGCAACUUGAUAUUCCCAUUUGAUUUCCACUCUCAUCACUGAUUGUAAUAUUGAUGAUAUGACGCUAUGAUAGAGGUGACAACAAAGAUAAGUUGGAAAUCUACAUGGGUUUUUUUGAAUAAUGUGGUUAAAACCAGCAUUUGCACUACAUUUUGAGUUUUCCGUUUGCAGAGUUUGUUUAGGCGUUCUGUCAAGAUGGAGUUCCUCCACUGCAGAUGAUCAGACUGGAUGAUGUUGCCCAAAAGAAUGGGGUCCGCCUGAAGGAAGUUGACAUAGGCUUGGGUGCCGAGUCAGUCCUCAAGAGCACCUUCUACUCAAGAGACUAGUUUUAUUGAAAAGAUGAAGAAAACAGGUAGGAACAUCGUGGUAUUCUACGGCUCUCAGACAGGCACGGGCGAGGAGUUUGCCAACCGGCUGUCCAAAGACGCCCAGCGCUACGGCAUGAAGGGUAUGGCCGCCGACCCCGAGGAAUACGACAUGUCUGAGCUGUCCCGUCUGGCUGAGAUUGGCAACUCCCUGGCCAUCUUCUGCAUGGCCACUUACGGUGAGGGAGACCCCACAGACAACGCGCAGGACUUCUAUGACUGGCUGCAGGAGACCGACGGGCAAUUGGAUGGAGUCAACUAUACUGUGUUUGCAUUGGGCAACAAGACAUAUGAACACUACAAUGCCAUGGGGGCGUACGUAGACAAGAGGCUGGAGGAACUGGGAGCCAAGAGGGUCUUCGACCUGGGCAUGGGAGACGACGACGGCAACCUGGAGGAGGACUUUGUGACAUGGAGGGAGCAGUUCUGGCCAGCCAUGUGUGAGCACUUUGGAGUGGAGGCUUCAGGAGAGGACUCCAGCGUUCGUCAGUAUGAGCUCAAGGAGCAUAAUGACAUCAACAUGAACAAGGUGUACACAGGAGAGUUGGGCCGUCUGAAGAGCUUUGAGACCCAGAAACCUCCUUUUGAUGCAAAAAACCCCUUCCUGGCUCCAGUCACUGUUAACCGCAAGCUCAACAAAGCAGGUGACAGGCAUCUCAUGCACCUUGAAGUGGACAUUACAGGCUCCAAGAUUAGAUAUGAGUCGGGAGACCACGUUGCCGUCUACCCUACCAAUGACACAGUGAUCGUGAACAGGCUGGGACAGAUCCUUGGCGUGGACCUUGAUUCCGUUAUCUCUCUCAACAACCUUGAUGAGGAGUCCAAUAAGAAGCACCCAUUCCCUUGCCCCACCACCUAUCGUACGGCUCUGACCCACUACCUGGACAUCAUCCAUCCGCCUCGCACCAACGUCCUGUAUGAGCUGGCCCAGUACGCCACUGACCUCAAGGACCAGGAGAACAUGCGCAAGAUGGCCUCGUCUGCUCCCGAGGGCAAGGCUCUGUACCAGAGUUUUGUGCUGGAAGACAACAGGAACAUCCUGGCCAUCUUGGAGGAUCUGCCUUCCUUGCGGCCUCCCAUCGACCACCUGUGUGAGCUCAUGCCCCGUUUGCAGGCUCGCUACUACUCCAUUGCCUCCUCCUCCAAGGUCCACCCCAAUAGCAUCCACAUCUGUGCUGUGCUGGUGGAAUACACAACUAAAACCGGGCGCCUCACAAAGGGAGUGGCCACCACCUGGCUGAAGAACAAACUGGUUGCGGACAACGCCCACAAGUCCACGGUCCCCAUGUACAUCCGCAAGUCCCAGUUCCGCCUGCCCUUCAAGGCCAGCAACCCAGUUAUCAUGGUCGGUCCUGGGACCGGCAUCGCUCCCUUCAUGGGCUUCAUCCAGGAGCGUGGGUGGCUCAAAGAGCAAGGCAAGGAGGUGGGGGAGACGGUCUUGUACUGUGGCUGCAGGCACAAGGAGGAGGACUAUCUGUACCAGGAGGAGUUGGAGGAGGCUGAGAAGACGGGUGUCAUCACGAAGCUCAACGUGGCUUUCUCUCGGGACCAGGAGCAAAAGGUGUACGUGCAGCAUCUCCUGAGGACCAACAAGGUGGACUUGUGGAGGCAGAUCCACACAGACAAUGCACACAUAUACAUCUGCGGGGAUGCGCGGAACAUGGCCAGGGAUGUGCAGACAGCUUUCUAUGAGAUAGCAGAGGAGCUGGGCGGCAUGACACGCACUCAGGCCACCGACUACAUCAAGAAACUGAUGACCAAGGGACGGUACUCGCAGGACGUCUGGAGCUAAAACACCUAGGAUCCAACCACAUCCUAUGUUUGUUUGUUUUUAGACUUGCAUUGUUAUUUGUGUCAGUUUGUAUCAGCAACGGUUAUAAUGGGUCACCAACCCUGGUACUGGAGAGCUACCGGUUGUGCCGGCUUUUGUUCCCGCCAAGCACUAAAACAUCGGAUUCUAUUAAUUGCCUUAUCAUGACCUUGAUUAGCUGAGAUGGGUGUGUUUGUGUCAGGCUAGAAUAAAAGCCUACACAUUGGGACCAGGAUUUGUGACCACUGGGGAAGGAUAUCGCUGGUUGUUUUUAUUCCAUGGAGCAACACAAGCACUCAACAAUGCACCACAAUAACAGUCGGUCAUCCUCAUUCAGAUGAUUUAUUGAUAUUCUAUGUCAGUCGGCCAUCAGUUUGGUAGUGUCAAAUGUAGUAUCACAUUUGUUGAUGUUUAUCUUUUGCAGGAGAAAGAACGUUUGAUAAUGAUAUACUGUAGCUGUACAUAAUUGUACAAAGUGAGGAGGUGGGUUUAAAUACAAAACUCAUACAGUGCAAGUCUCUUCUUUAGGAAGUUGACCUAAUCUGGGUACUCAAGUGUAUUCCGAAUACAUGAUAAAUAUUUUAGAUUUGAGAAAUAAAAAGUGAGAACUUUUUGUCUACGAAAUCAGUAACUGAAAAGCUUAGUGUUUGUUUAUAGUACCUUUUGCAUUUGGAUAAGCGAUAUAGCCUUUUAUGCAAUGAUGUUACUGUACAUUUCUAAUCAAUCACAGUAACCCUUAGCAAGGCAUGAUAAAAGUAUAAUUUUGCAAUUCAGUAGUCAAGCCCUCUAUUGAGGAGAAAUUAUUAGCUUUUAUUUUCCACAAGACUGCCUUUUAAAUAUAUCAAAGAAAAAAUAUUUUUAGGUUCCCUGUAGUAUUUGUAUACAUGAUGCAAGUAAGCAUCAAAGGGGAAUGGGUAAAUAAUGUGCAUAUUUCGACUUAAAUUCUCUGCAUUAUCCAGUUUACAAUGAAACAAAAACUGAACACGUACACCACUUAGUAGCAAGCAUUCAAAUGUACAUGUUUCUUUAUCAUGCAAACCUCGCACUGUACCCUGAGAAUGUAGAGUUCUACAGCUUGUUGGCUUUGAGUGUCAACUUUAUUUUAUUUUCUAUGUACUAUUGCACACUAAUCAGUGUAAGUACUGGAUGAUAUCACACUUAUCUAUGAAAUUUGGCAUAUCCUUUCUUCACUUCACUGAAAACUAAGGGCAAGGUUGUCAACUUGUGGAAAUAGUAAACCCGUUUUGGCCCGUAAGCCAAGCAAAGCAUAUCAAUUUGUAAAUUCAGUGUGUGCCUUAUUGAAAUUGGUGCCUGACUUAAAUGUAGAAGGUUUUUUGGAUGCAUUACUGUAAAGGCAAUUUUUCAAAAAUAUUGGAGAAAAACCAUAUUAUGAAGACAUUCAUGUAACUUUUUUGUCCACAUUCCAUUUUAUAAUACAGUAAGUGUCAACUAAAUGAAUGUAUCUAAGCAUAUCCUUUUAAAAUUAAUAAAAAACAUAUAAAAUAUUGUUAACA